Molecule: messenger RNA, 2091 nt
Organism: Cadophora gregata
Lineage: Eukaryota; Fungi; Ascomycota; Leotiomycetes; Helotiales; Ploettnerulaceae
Gene: COG6
Product: Golgi transport complex subunit 6
Exons: 2
Coding region: 1-2091 (696 amino acids)
Biological process (GO): intra-Golgi vesicle-mediated transport
Cellular component (GO): COG complex
Source: RefSeq, a predicted model, not a curated record
AUGACAUCUGAUUACUUUCUGGCCCGAAAACCGUCAGGUUUGUCUGAUGGGUUCGACUCACCCACAUCUCCUACAGGAACACAACCUCGAAGCAAUCCGCUAGCAUCAAAAGUCACUUCUGUCCUUUCCGCGUCCUAUGCAGACUCGGAUAUUAGAGAUGCUCUCACCCUGCUAGACAAGCGCAAUACUCAGAAUAACGCAGAAACUCGGCGGCAAUUGAGACUCGAUGUUCAAAAAGAAGUCCUUGAGAGCAAUGGAGACAUCAUUCGAGAGUUCGGUCAGGUGGCUGAGCAACUCAAGCGAAUUGGGCUCACCAUCGCAAGCCUCAACCAGGGAUGUGAGGAGAUGAAGCGUCACAUCAUGGCAGCUCAUCUGGAGACUGCUCCGGUACUCGAGGAGGCCUCUGAGCUCAUGAAGCAGAAGGACCAGGUCGAAAACAAGCAACAAUUAUUGAAGGCUUUUAACGCCCAUUUCAUCAUGUCAGAUGAUGACAUUGCAACUCUAACUUCUACUGCUGAGCCUGUCAAUGACAAGUUCUUCUCGAUCUUAGCAAGAGCCAAGAAAAUCCAGACUGAUUGUGAAAUUCUGCUUGGGACAGAGAAUCAGCGUCUAGGUCUCGAGAUCAUGGAACAGGUUUCCAAAAACCUCAAUGGAGCUUUCCAAAAGCUGUACAGGUGGAUUCAACGAGAGUUCAAAUCACUCAACUUGGAGAAUCCCCAGAUCAGCUCAUCCAUAAGGAGAGCCUUGAGAGUUUUGGCUGAGCGGCCAUCCUUGUUCCAGAAUUGUCUCGACUUCUUUGCUGAAGCUCGAGAACACAUUCUUUCAGACUCCUUCUACACCGCUUUGACAGGAUCAUCUGUCAAUGGUGAAGAGAAUGCAUCCACCAAGCCGAUAGAGCUAGCAGCCCAUGAUCCGCUCCGCUACGUAGGCGAUAUGCUGGCAUGGACACAUUCCGCAACCGUGAGUGAACGAGAAGCUUUAGAAGUACUCUUCAUCUCAGAUGGCGACGAGAUCGCCAAAGGGAUUCAAGCAGGCAGGGAUAGUGAGCCCUGGAAUCGUGUAGGUGUUGAUGAGGACGAAGAAAACAGCUCUUUCGACGGGCUGAAGGCAUUGAAUGAGCUCGUCGAUCGAGAUGUCGCUGGCGUCGCACGGGUACUUCGCCAACGAAUAGGCCAAGUGAUUCAAAGCCAUGAAGAGACUAUCACAGCUUACAAGAUAGCCAACCUGCUCAACUUCUAUCGCGUCACAUUUUCUAAGCUACUCGGGGAUGAAUCUGUUCUCCUCGAGUCGCUCUCAACACUUGAAGAGUCUGCUCUUCGCCAAUUCCGAAUUCUGAUGCGUGACCAUGUCGCAAGUCUACAAAACGAUACACAGCUUCCACCGAACAAUCUGCACCCACCGGAGUUCUUGCAAGAGGGACUGAAGCAGUUAACAGCUAUCAUGAAGACCUACGAGACGUCCUUUACUUCCCCUGAUAGUCGAGAGGCGGAUUUCCGACCCAUCUUGACCGAAGCUUUCGAUCCAUUCAUGACAGGAGCCCAAAAUCUCGCUAAGAACCUCCCAGCUCCAUCUGACGCCAUAUUCUCCAUCAACUGUCUGCUUUGUGCUCGAAGUACUCUUGCUCCAUUUGAUUUCACGGUGUCGCGGAUCGAAGAAAUCGACGAGAGCAUCGAAAAAUACAGUACAAUAUUGACCAAGUCGCAAUAUGCCUUCUUCCUCACCUCCUCUGCGCUUCAACCUUUAAUCCAAGCGCUGGACCCGCUCGAUACCUCGAAAGACGAUCUCAGGUCCAUCCGUACACUGGAAGCAUUCCAGCCUGCUGCUUUGUCGCAAGCUGGUCAGAUUCUAGACGACUUCUUGCCAUCAGCACUCAUGGACGCAACAGAAAAUUUGAAGAAGUUGCAGAGUUCGAAAUUGGUGGCGGAGAUUACUGAGAAAGCUGCUGAGAAAUUCUGUGAUGACUUCGAGGAAGUGGAGGAGAAACUUAAUGCGGCGGACGAGAUAUGGGAGGAAGAAGGUGAGGAGGGAGAAGAGCCUUUGAGAGCCCUGUUCCCGAGAACAAGUGGCGAGAUUAAGGUCUUGCUGUCUUGA